Messenger RNA from Cyprinus carpio (common carp), 3147 nucleotides. RefSeq lists its product as uncharacterized. The record is from RefSeq and is a predicted model, not a curated record. NCBI's taxonomy places the organism in Eukaryota, Metazoa, Chordata, Actinopteri, Cypriniformes, Cyprinidae. Bases 1 to 3147 code for a protein of 1048 amino acids. The transcript is spliced from 4 exons.
AUGUAUAAUUCUGCUCCCCAGUAUAGACGCAUCGGUCCUCACAGCACAAUAUCCUGCUGCAGGACAUCCUAUGAAGAGGCUCUGGCAAUCCAUCGCUACAUCUACAUCAGAUAUAAAAAUCACUCAUGGAAUAGUUUUUCAUAUGAGUUUAACACCCAUAAACGUAAAGGCGACACGUCUUUUAUCCUAAAAGAAACCCUCGACCGUUCCCAGAUUCAGUUGGACUGCACCUCUGAGGGCAGCACUCAUUACUGUCCCAACUACGGAAAAAUUGAACAAGAUGAAAAACAGAGACAGCAAGAAGAGGAGAGAAGGCGUCUGGAACGUUUGGAACGUGAGCAAAGGAUUCAACAGGAGCUGGACAGAGAGAGUGAACUGUCCAGACGCAAGCUUUCUCGAGCAACUGAGCGGCUUCGUGAAAAACAGAGCUUCAGAGGUCAUGAGAAACAUCAUGAACGUACACAAGUUCUCCAACAGCAAAUAGAAGAUGAUGCUGCUGCUAUUGAAUGGAAUGAGGUUAUUAUUGUUGAAGAAAAAUUCAAAGACCUUUUAUUGAAGUACCAGAUCGCAGAAGAUAAAGAAAUACAGCACUACCAGAUCUGGAGCAGGAUUAAGAUACUCCUGAAUGAACUUGCAGUUCAAUAUUGUAGAGAAAACAACCUUUCACUAUGGUCUCAGUUUACCUUUGAUCAAGCUGUAAGAUAUAACGAACUGUCUCUUACAGAGAAGCUCACAGUUCUUGAGGCAUCUCUACAGUUCAUUAUGCACAGUAGCACUGAAGAUGCUAAAGAUGAUGAAGAUCAGCCGCUUGGUUGGGAGAAGAAGUACGACUUUUUCUUGGGUUUGGUUGAGCAGCUUCAUGCCACAAGUCCAACUUUGGCGGAACACAUUUUAUUAAAUGUGCUUGACACAAUCUCAGAGCUUUCACCACAAAGUAGGGACAUUUUGGGUCAGAUGUUGUUCAACAGAAUCUGGACACCUACAGAAAUAAUGCUCUUACUUUGCAGAAGUCCAGCUAUCAAUUGCCAUCAACUCGAUUCAGUUCUCCACACAGCACAAACCUACCACCUGGACUGCAUCCUCGUUAUCUCUGCUCUUAUGAAUGAAAACCCUUUAAACUUUCUUCUAGAACAAAUAAAAAACGACAAGGAAAAAGAUGCUGAUACAAUUGUGAAGGAACUUCAUGAAGCAAACUGCCCAGAGAAAGUCUUGGUGCUGCUGAAGGAUGUUCUUAGAUACAUGGAGUCGGAACUCCCAAAACUAGGAACCAAGGAACAAAUUACUGAAUUGAAAGGAAAGAUAAGAUCUCUUAAUUUUACAAACCUAGAUAUCAACCUUUUGAAAGACGUAUUAAUUGGGAUGUCAAUAGCAGUGCAAGAGUGCUCAACAAUCAUCACAAAAGACGAUAUGAAAAUUGAAGGCUAUUUUCCGAGACUUACACAGCUAGCAUCAUUGCUUUUGCUUCUUCUGACAGAAAAUAAAGGAUGUCUCCUAGAGAUUGGCACAGGUGAGGGCAAGUCCUGUAUCUUAGCCAUGUUUGCAACAAUUCUGGCUAUUCGUGGAACAAAAGUGGACAUUGUGACAAGCUCUCCAGUUCUCGCCCUACGAGACCAAGAAGAGUGGAAGAAGUUUUUUGAAAUGUUUGGUGUCACCUCAUCUGUAGUACCCCCACGUAACUCAAGUGCCUAUUCACCAGAGGAACAAGAGGAACGUCUUAAAGAUGCUUACAGGCAGCAAAUAGUAUACGGCACAGUGGGAGCCUUUGCAGCAGACACACUUAAACAGGAAUUUGAGAGGAGGGCUACUCGCGGUAAAAGGCAGUUUGAGCUUGUAAUAGUGGAUGAAGUGGACUAUAUGACCUUGGACAAUGGAGUUCAAGUAACAUUCUUGUCUCAUGAAUCUAGUGGAUUUAGGCAUGUGGAGCAAGUUCUUUCCAACAUAUGGACCAUGAUAUCUAGUUGCCAACCAAUUGAAAUGCUUGAAACAGGAGAGGUAAAAUGGGCCACAAGGAUACAACACUUUCAUAAAGCCACAACGGCAGCCAUUAUGGGACUAGAAACAUCUGAGAACUUUUCUGCAAAUGAGAUCUUGUUGCCCGGAGUCACUUUGGGAUUCUACACCCACGAAGAUAUUGAAAUGAUACAUCAAGCUGAGAGUAAGAAAGAAAAUGAAGGUGAUGGGAAUGAGGACAGAAUGUCCACAGCACUGUCUGAAGUCAUGAAAAAACUUGGAGUUUUACAACAGUACGAUCUCUUGGGUAUAUUUGAGGAGGUCUUGGAAAACACUGUGGUUUUUAAGUGCUAUUCUUUAGAGAACAAGAAAGCCAAAUGUUUUGAAGCUCAGGAAAAACAAGGUGACCUUAAAGUUGAAAUGCUACUGCUGGAAGGAGGACUGGCAUGUGAAAUUAUGUCUGAGAAACUGCUCAUUGAUGCAACUGUAAGCACAAUAAAGUCAUCUAUCAAGUUCUCAGAUAACCUCCAGACAGCCAAACAAUCCAACAACUUCAUUAUCAUCCCUGUUUUCUUGAAAAGCUACGUUGAGAAUCAGUUACCGGUGUUUGUCAAGAAUGCACUAAAGGCUGUUGAGAUGACGCGUGGCAGAGAAUACAUGAUCGACACCUCGCCGGCUGCUGAAAGAGACAUCGCCAACAGUCAAGACAGAGACAAGUAUAAUGCAGUAAUUCCAGUUGACUUCAAAGCGAGCGGUGUGCUGGAGAAAAACAAGAAGUGGGGUAAUGGUCUGCAACAAUUUUUAGAGUUCAAGCACCAACUUGCAAUUUCACCGUUAUCCAAUGUGACAAAUUACUUGUCAAAUUUCCAUUAUUUUAAAAGGUACCUCAGCGGGAGAGGUAUAUUUGGUGUUUCUGGUACAUUAGGAGGUAAAGCAGAUCAGGACUUUCUGGCAAAACACUAUAAAGCAACAAGCUACAUUGUACCUGCACAUCGUCAUAAAAGGGUGGUGGAGCUUCCAGUCAUCCAGGUGAAAGGUGGAAAUCACCAAUGGAUCCAGACUAUUUGUGAAACUUCAUGGAAAGUAGCAGAGAGAGGACAAGUUGUCUUGGUAAUUUGCGAAGAUGUUAAAACAGCAGAUGAACUCAGAUAUAAAACACAACAUAAAAGCAGAUUUAAGGACGAGGGACAGACAUAA